Messenger RNA from Necator americanus (New World hookworm), 1458 nucleotides. RefSeq lists its product as uncharacterized. The transcript has 15 exons. Gene Ontology annotation, cellular component: lysosome. The record is from RefSeq and is a predicted model, not a curated record. Gene Ontology annotation, molecular function: cysteine-type endopeptidase activity. NCBI's taxonomy places the organism in Eukaryota, Metazoa, Nematoda, Chromadorea, Rhabditida, Ancylostomatidae. Bases 1 to 1458 code for a protein of 485 amino acids.
AUGUUUCGUGUCGGUUUCGCUUUGUUCUGUCUGAUAGUCGCUACACAGGCAACUUGGCUGAACCUGCCUUCGAUCGCACUGAAAGCAUCCGAACACCUGUUUUCCUUUGAUCACCUUCCUGAACCCGUAGAAGCACACGAUGCCACACCACAGGAAAAUGAUAAGGAUCUUUUGACGGAGAUCAGGGAAGCUGACGAAAGAAACACUGAGUCUGAUGCGAAUGUGAAGGAAGCGAUUAUGGAUUUUAUGGCAUACUCGGAAGAGGAGGAGAUCAAGGAAGUUGACGAAAGAAACACUGAGUCUAAUGCGAAUGUAAAGGAAGAGAUUAUGGAUUUUAUGGCGUACUCGGAAGAGGAAGAGGACAGUAAUGAAAGUGACGAAGAAGAAGAUUCCCAUCCGUUCAAUGAGAAGACACCGAAUAUGCUUGAGGAACCACGAAGCUCCGAUUACGAAGUUGUUGUGCGGAACGGUGAAGAGGACGAAGAGGAUAAAGGUGUUGAGGAAAUCGUCGCGGACAGAUCUGUCAUAGAAGAAUUAACUGCUGCUGUUCAAUACAAAUCUGAUUAUUCAAGGAAUCAGAAUUUGAAAUCCGAACAAAAAACUCCCGAACAGUAUGGUCACGGACAUCGAUAUGGACGAUUGAAGAGAAGCGGGAAGAAUUUUGAGUACAAGACCAAGCUUCGGAUAUGGGAACGAAGUCCAUCUUUCAAGGAUGAACUACCUAAGCAAUGGGAUUGGCGGAAUGUAAAUGGUGUUAACUACUGUAGCCCUACAAGAAAUCAACAUAUUCCAGUAUACUGUGGUUCAUGUUGGGUAUUUGGAACAACUGGCGCUCUCAACGAUCGUUUCAAUAUUGCGCGAAAAAAUAAAUGGCCGAUGACAAUGGUAUCUCCUCAGGAAAUUAUUGAUUGCGGUGGUAAGGGGAACUGUCAAGGAGGUGAAGUUGGUGAUGUGCUCGAAUACGCUAAGACCCAUGGUCUUGUGGAGGAAGGAUGUAACGUGUAUCGUGCUACAAAUGGCCACUGCGAUCCAUUCCAUCGAUGUGGUACCUGUUGGCCAAACAAUUGUUUUGCCGUCAAGAACUAUACACGAUAUUAUGUUACAGAGUACGGGAAGGUGUCCGGUCGUGAAAACAUAAUGGCUGAAAUCAAGAAAGGCGGUCCAGUAGCAUGCUCUAUCGGAUGUACACCAAACUUUGACUACAACUAUAUUGGAGGAGUGUACAAAGAGAAGAGCGCCAUUGAGCCCAAUCAUAUUGUAUCGGUUACUGGAUGGGGUGUUGACGAGGAAGGUGUCGAAUACUGGAUUGUACGAAAUAGCUGGGGUGAAGAAUGGGGUGAAAAAGGUUGGUAUCGUGUGGUAACAUCGAAAUAUAUGAAUGGAACUGGGAACGAGUACAAUAUGGGCAUCGAGAAGGAAUGCUACUAUGCUGAUGUUGAUGUCAGCAACAUGGAUUGA